AAAGUUUUGGCAGGGGUAGAUGAUCUGCAGCGAGUGAAGGUCCUAGAGAUGCGAGUAGAUACAAGAGAGAACAGCCUGGGGAACUUUGGUGCCUAUCUACCUAAUCUGAGAGAACUGAAGUUGAACAAUAGCUUGCUUGUGUCUGUGAGGGAUCUUGGAACCACGUUGUCCCAUCUCCAUGUCCUGUGGAUGGCUCACUGUGGGCUCUCAGAUUUAGAUGGGAUCUCCUCCUGCAGCUCUCUAAAAGAGCUCUACAUAGCCUAUAACAAUAUCUCUGACCUGAGCCAGCUGACCUGGUUGGAUCACCUUGAGGUGUUGGACCUGGAAGGGAACAAUAUUGAGGACAUCAACCAGAUCCAGUACCUGGGACUUUGUUGCAAGCUGAGCCGCCUGACAGUGGAGGGCAAUCUUAUUUGUCUGAAGCCAAAUGCAGAAUCUGCAGAGGAACCAGAUUAUAAUUACAGAGCUGAAGUGAAAAAAUUCAUUCCCCACUUGGAGUAUUUGGAUGAAAUACCAGCAAGCCAGACUGCUCUCCCUCCUUCCAAGAAGAUGCAUGAGGAUUGGCUAAUCAUCAAAGAAUCCAUCAAGAAAGGUGGUUUAGCUGGAGACAUUUCAUGGUUAGGUAUGUCAGUAGCAAGGCAGUCUGGAUGCGGCCCAAGACCCCCGACAACUUCCAGACCUGGAGCUGUGCUGCUGUCUGCUAAUGCAGGGAGAUCUAGCGAUGCCUGCCUCUUGUACGGUGGCUGUCCUCUUCCACAUCCCACUGCUUCUGGUGAGCUGUUCACAGAAGAUGAUUCCAGUGAUUUGACGCACGGACACAGUCAAGUUAUAUGUGGGAACCCCACCAAGGCCCUUUGUGCAAGGAGGCAAAAGCUAGGUCCACCUGCAGUGAGUUCUUUGAAAUUGCGUGGUCUGAGGACGGAAAACCUUUACGGCUGUGGAGGAGGAGGCAAUCUGCACCAGGAAGAUGCAUUCUCUGAACUGAGAGUACGGAGAGAGCAGCACAAGCGGUGCCUGCAAACAGAUCAGCAAGAAAAAGCCACCCAAGCACUGAAGGUAACUCUUAGCCGUGAAGAAGAGGGUGAAGGCUGCAGCCUGACUGGCAGCUGUGAAGAUGAGUUGAAGAAGACCUGUGAUGAGAACCUCAUUGAAAGGAUUUCACUUGAUUCUUCUUGCCACUCCUGUCUCUCCCAGUCUUCCUCAGGUUCAUCACAGGCUCAGGAAGGCGUAGUGUUCUCCAACCCAAACCGUUGUCUAAUUCCAUCCCCUCCAAAAAGCCCUUCACCUGCAUCUGUCAUGGAUGUCACAGCAAGACCCUGCAAAAUGAGGAGCCACAGAGUAAGAUGCCUAAAAAUACCCAGCCGAGAGGAGGACAGGCAGUGGACACAGCGAUGCCAGUCAAGGGUUCAUCAAGAAACUUCAGCCCAGGCUCUGGGCAAGGAACUUGCUCUUCUGAGCCAGCGCAACGUGUCGGCUGCCUUCAGAUCCCAAGGGCAGCCCCAGCCUGCAAAAACUGGGAGCGCUGGCCAGCAAAAUCCUAUUUCAGGACCAGCAGCUGUUGGAUUGACAAGCAUCAGGCCCACAAUGGAUGAGAGCCCUCCUGGAGGGAUCAACCACCCCCAGCCAGCUGUCUGCUCAUCCACAAAAACCUUGGAGAGGUUUGGGCUGAAGAGCGCUGCUUGGGCCAGGCUGCAGUCAUUACCAGACAGACCCACUGCCUCAACAACAUCUCAGAAGCAAAGUUCUCGAUCCUAG
This is a messenger RNA of Cariama cristata (Red-legged seriema), 1755 nucleotides long. It is a transcript of the gene LRRC56, whose product is annotated as leucine rich repeat containing 56. The record is from RefSeq and is a predicted model, not a curated record. The transcript has 11 exons. The annotation marks the transcript as partial. Lineage: Eukaryota; Metazoa; Chordata; Aves; Cariamiformes; Cariamidae. Gene Ontology annotation, molecular function: protein binding.